Molecule: messenger RNA, 2226 nt
Organism: Periophthalmus magnuspinnatus
Lineage: Eukaryota; Metazoa; Chordata; Actinopteri; Gobiiformes; Gobiidae
Product: patr class I histocompatibility antigen, alpha chain G-like
Exons: 8
Coding region: 162-1415 (417 amino acids)
Biological process (GO): immune response
Cellular component (GO): external side of plasma membrane
Source: RefSeq, a predicted model, not a curated record
GCGCUUAGGAGAGGUGCGGGAGCGCGCCUCGCCAUUUCCUCACUGGGGACGGAGACGACGACAUCUCACCGAGACAUAGCCGGGAGAAACUGCCCCAAACCCGGGCUAACACAGGACAAAGUCGGCCUGGAGGAAGCCCCGGACCCCGAGCCCCCUUCGCCAUGAGGGCCCUGCUUUUGUGUGUCCUGUGGGGGACGUUUGUGACGGUUUUCUCCGAACGUCACGCUCUCACCUACAUCUACACUGCAUUGUCCAGAAAGGUGCCAAACCCCGGGAUUCAUGAGUUCACAGCCAUGGGGCUCCUGGACACAAAGAUGAUUGAUUAUUUCGACUCGGAGCAGCAGCAGAAAGUCCCCAAACAGGAAUGGAUGAGGGAAAGGCUGGGUCAGGACUACUGGGAGAAAGGAACCCAGUCCAGAAAGAGCAAGCAGCAAUGGUUCAAAGUCAACCUGGACAUCCUGAAGGAACGCAUGAACCAGACCGACAAUGAUGUCCAUGUCCUUCAGUGGAUGCAUGGCUGUGAAGCAGACCUCCUCUCCAAUGGGAAACUGCAGUUUCAGCGUGGGAUUGACCAGUACAGUUACAACGGCGACAACUUCCUCUACUUUGAUGAUGCACACUCCGUUUGGGUGGCGGCGGCAACAGCAGCAGAGCCGACUAAGAGGAAGUGGGACGAGGUGCAUGUGCUGAAGGAAUACACCAAAGGAUACCUGGAGAAGGAGUGUCUGGACUGGCUCGGCAAGUUCAUGGACUACAGCAAACAGCAGCUCAAGCAUGCCAAACGUCCAGAUGUGCACAUAUUCGCGACCCCUGGGCGUCAAAAGACCACAUUGCGUUUGAACUGCAUGGCUACGGGCUUCUACCCUCCUGACAUCAUCCUGAGGCUGCUCCGAGAUGGCAUGAUACUUGGGGAGGACGACGGCAUCAUGACAACCGGGAUAAGGCCCAAUGAGGACGACACGUACCAACUACGAGACUCCAUCGAGAUUCUGAGCACCGACCAGGGACAAUACACCUGCCACGUCAUCCAUGCAGCCACCAAUGUAGACAUCAAGAAGUACUGGGACGGUAAGGUUAAUAACGAGGGAGGCUUCCCAGUAGGAGGAGUGGUCGGAGGGGUGAUUGGACUUCUGGUCGUCGUUGCAUUGUGCAUCACUGUGAUCCUUGUCAAGAGACGCCAGAGCAUCCAAUCACCUCCUCCCAAGUUGGAGUAUUCAUUGUGUUCUACUGGUUCCCAAAUUGCCAAAGCCCCAACUAACUCUGGCGACUCUGCUCUUGGUUCAGACAAGAGUUCAUCCAAUGGUUCUGAUACCUCUGGAAGUGCUGAGAACCUAAAACACUCCCAGGACUCUGCCAUAAAUAUGAAUGGCUCAGCAGGCAAUGAUGUUACUACGACCAGACCUCUAUUAAAUUAAAUGAAUAAAAUAUGAGUAAAGAUAAUUUGAGCAAAAAAUAGCUCCAUGGACAAAACAUAGGCCACAACAAAGCAGAGAUGUUGUCUGUGAAGCUGCCCAUAUUUCGUCCUCUCUGCCACUGACUUGGAAUGUUUAGGGGCAUUUUUAAAUAAAAUUAUGUCAGUGCAUAACCUCCAUUUUUCCGAAGUAUGCACACAUGUAAAAAAUGAUGAAUAAUUAUUAUAAUUGUAUAAUUUCAAAAAUAUCCAAAGCUAUUUCAAAUCAGUAAUAUAUUGUAAUGUGGGGUUUGCAUACAAAACUGCAAGGCCCACAAGGUGUCGUGCUCAAGGACACCACUCCCACAUGAACUGGCAAGAGCCGAAUUUGAACCUACAGUCAGUGCUUAUGGAUUUACUAAUUUAUGUCAAUAGAAGGAAAAAAAAGUGACCAAAUGUCCAAAAACAAAUUAAAACUACUGUGUUUUAAACAUUUACAUGAGCUGUACAUUUGGAUCAGUACUGGACUUUACUGUAGAAAUGUCCAGUCUUUUGUAUUUCUUUUUAUCAGAGUUAUUAGAGAUAUUUUUACAGCUUUUAUUGUGACUCUGCCAUAGGCUCUUACAGCGUUAAGUGCUUUCACCAAGAUGUGAAUGAAUGAUUGCUUUAAAAUGCCCUUAAAAGGAAAAUGUUGAGUUGUUUUCACAAAUUGAUUUUGCUGCAUAUUUUUUGGUGAAAAUGAAGAGGGGUUUGCUACAAUGUUUUGGGGUUUUUUUUUCAUUUAAGUUAUACCAUUUUUAAUUGCGACUUAAGGAAAAUAAAAAUUACAAACAUCA